GAAAUGGUAAACGAGGAAAGCAAGGAAGCAGAAGCGAUAGAUGCCAAUAAAGAAACAGAUUUAUCCUCUACGACGACUAAAACAGAUGUAGAUAUCGAAAUAUCCAAAGAUGAUACUAAUAGUAUUGAAGAAAAAGGGGCACAAGAAACUUCAACGUCUUUGCCAACGACUGAAAAUGAAGUAGCUAAAAACAAUGGUGUCGAAGUUAGCAAUAAUAAAGAUACUACCGAAAAAAGCGUUACUGAAGCUUCUGUGUUCGAAAAAGACGACGAAACUAAAGAAAUGUCAUCAAAUGAUUCGGAGGAGAUUUCAGUAAUUAGAGAUUCAAAACCAGAGGAGUUAAAUGACGUCACUCCUGAACCAGAAGUUUCUAAAGAUGAGCAAAAAGGUGAAAAUAUAAAAGAGCCCAAAGCAACCGAAUCAGAAGUAGAAACAAAUGUUGCCGAGAAAGAAAAAGACGAAAAGCCGUCAUCAUCGGCAACAUCAAAGCCACCGUUUGCGACGACGACAGCUGCGAAAUCAAACAAGUCACGUGACUCGGGAUUCUUCUCGGAUCCCCAACCCCUGGCACAACAGAGACUUCCCCUGAUAGCACCUCUGGCACCUGUGACUGACAGUGUGGACGUGCCUGCUUAUACUUGCGAGGAGGCCAAACAGCUAUUAAAGGGAAAGAAGAUCGUAUAUCUGGGAGAUUCGAUUCAGCGCGCGUCUUACAAGGACCUGGUGCUGUUGCUACAGGAGAACAGAUUUAUGACUAAGCAGGAGAAUCGCGCCAGGGCUCACAGGUCGAUUCUGAACGACACUCUUCUCGACGGAGGAGAGUUCGGACAACUGACAAAUGACCCCCAUUACAAAGAGGUUCGAGAGUUUGCCAAGGACGGGUUCCACGUGAAGUUCUUUUUCAUCACGCGCAUCUGGUACGACUACCUGAACGAAGUGAUGAAAUCCAUCGAAGAGUUGAAGCCCGAUGUGGUGAUUGCAUGCAGCAUGCUCUGGGAUAUCAUGCGAUAUGGAGACACUUUCCUGAUUGACGUUUACAAGAACAAUUUGGACACUUUUCUGACGGAGAUUAAAAAACACGUUCCCGAGACGAGUGCAAUCAUCUGGGCUAACAGUCCCCCUGUCGCAGACAGGUGCUACGGUGGGGUGUUUGUCAAGCAGGUGAUGAACAAGAAGCCGUUUCUAAAAGAGUGGCAUCUACAGGCCAUGAAAAUAACCAAGACUUUGGUGGAGAAACACGAAGUAGACAUGAUGGAUUUCUUAGGAUACCUGUACCCUUACCAGAGCCAGCUGGUCAAAGACGGACUCCACUGGUCCAGUGCUGCUCACAGAUACAUGACAAACAUAAUCUUAAGACAUGUUUGUGAUUUAUGGGAAUCUGAAGGAGCUAAACUAGCGGAGAAAGCUGUGACUAAACUAGAAGACUAUAAAAACAUUUACGACGAUCCUGAUGACGCUUACUUAGCAGAUAUGCAGAGUUUAUUUGACCAGCAAGCAGUAGAAGCUGGUCAUUAUGCAAUGGAACCCAGGCCCUACCACGACUACCAAAGUUCAUAUGCCCCGCAACCAGGUGGACAUAGACAUAUGCUGCCGACUCGUGACUACCGCUACGACAACCAAUAUCAUCCGGCACAUCGGUUUCAUCCGGAAGAUCCGAUGUUGCGAGGUCCCCCAAUGCACGCAGAUCCCUAUUAUGGCUACGACCCAUACGGAAUGCCUCAUGCACGAGGUCCAAUGCCCUACGGACGGAGCCCAAUACCGCCUCGUGUUCCGAGAGCAAUGGACUAUUAUGCACCUCACGAUCCUUAUUACCCUUACGAAGGGGGCUACGACGACGUUUACGGAGGUCUGCCUGAUUCCUACUUAGCACCGAAUUACCGGUUAGGAGCAGGAUUUACUAACUAUCCUCCGAGACCAGCGAUGGGAUACAGAAUCCCACCUCCUGCAGCCCCUGGUAGGUGGGGAGAUGAAUACGCAAUGGCAGAACGACCCUUCGCCAGAAGUCAGUACGAACUAGCCAGGCCUCUGAAACGUCCAAUGCCAUUAAUUGAGCAUCAAGAUCCCUAUGCUCCAGUGCAAAAGAAAGCGUUAAUGGAAUCCACAGCCACUGCAGCUUCCCAUUCUUUGACGCCGGCUGAAGCUGCUAAAUUGUCCCAGACGUCCACUGCAGCAGCAACAGCAUCGAGUAGUAACGGAAGUGCAAAUUACCAGAUGACCUUCGAAGAGAGAUACGGGGGACCAGUUGGUAAACCGAUGUAUUGGUGAUGAAAAGUUCUGAUCAUAUGUUGCUAUAAGACAAUUUCCUCCAGAUUUCUUGAUCAAAAGAUGCGGUCUGUAUAGUUAUAAUUUAAGUAUUUUUUACGA
Molecule: messenger RNA, 2364 nt
Organism: Symsagittifera roscoffensis
Lineage: Eukaryota; Metazoa; Xenacoelomorpha; Acoela; Convolutidae
Exons: 5
Coding region: 4-2265 (753 amino acids)
Source: RefSeq, a predicted model, not a curated record